Molecule: messenger RNA, 1224 nt
Organism: Trichomonas vaginalis G3
Lineage: Eukaryota; Parabasalia; Trichomonadida; Trichomonadidae
Product: protein serine/threonine kinase protein
Exons: 1
Coding region: 1-1224 (407 amino acids)
Biological process (GO): intracellular signal transduction; protein phosphorylation
Cellular component (GO): cytoplasm
Molecular function (GO): ATP binding; protein serine/threonine kinase activity
Source: RefSeq, a predicted model, not a curated record
AUGGAUUUUCGUGUGCUACAAAAUUAUGCUGUAUUAUAUCCAAUAGGUACUGGAGGAUUCUCGAAAGUAUAUAUAGCAAUUCACAAUGCAACCGGUUCCAAAGUUGCAAUCAAGAUUAUUAAUAAAAAUGAAAAUAACGAAGAUGGACGUCAAAUGAUUAGAAUUCAUCGUGAGAUUGAAAUUCUAAAAAAGGUGAAUCACCCGUUUAUCUCCCAUCUAUUCGAAGUAAUAGAAUCUGAAAACGAGAUUUAUAUUGUAAUGGAAUUUGCUCCCAAUGGCACUUUGUUAAAUUACAUUAACGAACAUGGACCACUAUCAGAAGAAUGCGCCGCGCCAAUUUUUGCCCAAGUAAUGUUGGCAUUAAGGUAUCUCCACGAAGAUGCACAUGUCUGCCAUAGAGACAUCAAAGCCGAAAACAUUAUGUUCGAUUAUAAACGAAACGUAAGAAUUAUUGACUUCGGCUUAAGCAAUACUCCCGAUGCUGAAAGUGUUCUCCGUUCACAGUGUGGUUCACCAUCAUAUGCUGCUCCAGAGAUGAUAGUCGGAUCUGAUUACGGUUAUGGAUGUGAUGUUUGGAGUUGCGGAGUAGUUCUUUACGCCAUGGUUGUUGGACAUCUACCAUUUGAAGACGCCAACUUCCAAAGACUUGCUCAAAAAAUCAUUUACGCAGAUCCAGAGAUCCCAUCUUCUUUAUCGCCACCUUUAGCUGAUCUUCUAAGAAAAAUGUUAGCUAAAUGCCCAGAUCAGAGAUUAACAGACUCACAGGUCCUCGAACACCCAUGGAUGAUCGAAGCUGCAAAGAAGGCAGUUGAAGCCUUAAACGUUAAACCAAAUUACGAAAGAAUUAGACAAAAUCUUCAUAUGUUAGGACUUGAUAGCAACAUUGCAUUACCACUUCUUGAAGGAUUAGACCAACAACAAGAAGUCCCCGCUAUUAAAACAAGCGAAUCAGCUCCUGUUAUUGAAAUUCAAGAUAAUGACUCUGUAACACUAAGAGUCUUAGUUUGCUUUGAUAUUGCGGAGUCUGUACCACAACUGUGGACACCAACGAAGCAACGCACCGUUCGUAGAUCAUCUUACCAUGAAGGUGAGGGAUUACCAGCGCUCGGCGUUAACAAGGCAUUGACAGUUAAAAGAAAAUCAAUGCCAAUCAAGCCAAAUACGUCAGUAACUCGUAUAAAUAAGAGAAAGGCACCUUUGCCUAUCAUUCAUCUCCUGAAUUAA